Cucumis sativus (cucumber) is the source of this 1212-nucleotide messenger RNA. RefSeq names its product expansin-A11-like (gene CS-EXPA2). Gene Ontology annotation, biological process: plant-type cell wall organization. The record is from RefSeq and is marked provisional. Gene Ontology annotation, cellular component: extracellular region. NCBI's taxonomy places the organism in Eukaryota, Viridiplantae, Streptophyta, Magnoliopsida, Cucurbitales, Cucurbitaceae.
UUUCCAUCUUUAUUCCUAUAUUAUUUUAUUCAUCCAUCCUUUCUUCUUCAUCAUCUUCUUCUUCUUCAAAAACUCUAUCUCUCUCUUUCUGGCAAUUAAUAAUGGAGAAACUUCCUUUCGCAUUUGCCUUCUUUCUUGCUCUAUCCAACUUCUUCUUCCUUUUUGUCAAUGCAUUUACCGCCUCGGGAUGGGCUCCCGCCCAUGCUACCUUCUAUGGCGAGAGCGAUGCCUCUGGAACAAUGGGUGGAGCUUGUGGGUAUGGAAACUUAUACCAGACGGGUUACGGGACGAGGACAGCAGCGCUGAGCACAGCAUUGUUCAACGACGGAGCAUCGUGCGGUCAGUGUUUCAAGAUCAUAUGCGAUUACAAGACAGAUCCACGGUGGUGCAUUAAAGGAGCAUCAGUGACGAUAACAGCAACAAAUUUCUGCCCACCAAACUACGCUCUACCAAACAACAAUGGAGGGUGGUGUAACCCUCCGCUUAAGCAUUUCGACAUGGCUCAGCCUGCUUGGCAGAAGAUCGGCAUUUACAGGGGCGGAAUCAUCCCUGUCCUCUACCAAAGGGUUCCUUGCAAAAAGAGAGGAGGUGUAAGAUUCACAGUGAAUGGAAGAGAUUAUUUUGAACUUGUUCUAAUAACCAACGUGGGAGGAGCGGGUGACAUCAAGUCAGUGUCUAUUAAAGGCUCUAAAUCAAGCAAUUGGACCCCAAUGUCAAGGAAUUGGGGGGCCAAUUGGCAAUCCAAUUCCUAUCUAAAUGGCCAAUCUUUGUCCUUCAAGGUCACCACAAGUGAUGGGCAAGUCCAAGUUUUCAACAAUGUUGUGCCUUCAUCUUGGAGAUUUGGCCAAACAUUUGCCAGCAAGGUCCAAUUCAGCUGAGGAAAUUAAGACCCCGCUCGGGUCUAGGAUCGUGGGUUUAGGGGUGAUCGGAUUGGCAGAGGCGUGCCCAAGUGGUUUUUUUUAAUCUACGGAAGCAGCCCGCCAUCUUAAUUUCAGCUAUCUGGUUACCGUUUUUAUGAAAAAGAUCCACGACAUUAUUCCUAACUGAUGGAAGUUUGAAUUUGUGUGAGGAAAGUAAUAAGAAGCUAAAGGAAAUUACUUUUGUGGCUUCAAAAUAUAGGUAUCUUCAAUUACUCAUAUAAAGUUUUUCUUUUUCUUUUAUCUCUUAAAGUCAAUUUGUAAGGUUGGUUUGUAACAAGCUAUAUAAUAUAUA